UGGCGGAUAAUCCAGACGUUCCGUCGAAUGUCACUUAUAAACAGCUUCAUGAACGGUUUGUGAGUGAUUUGAAUGGCACAUCGGUGUUUGAAAUCGGCAAAGUUGCUAGUGCUGCGCCAAUUGGUAUUUUUCUUAGGUCAAUCUUAUUUAAUAUAUUGUUUGCGAAGCAAGAAAACCUUACUGGUUCAGUCUUCUGUUGUCUUUCUGUUGGAGUAUUGUACCCUGGUGGUCCCCUCAUUCCUGGCACUGACCAUUCUGGCUGAUCACAUAAAUAUGCUAAUUACAACCUGUUUAUGUCUAUCAAUGGGAAUGUUGUUCCUGCAAGCACUGAACACCAGUAAACUUCAAAAACAGAAAUUUCAAGCAAUACUAUCUGCUGACAUGUCUGGAAGACUGCCUUUUAUUGGAAGCUUCAGAGCGUAUGUAGUGAUUGCUACAGCCAUCUGUAUACUUGCUGUUGACUUUGUCAUAUUUCCUCGGCGCUUCGCCAAAGCAGAAACAUAUGGAAGUGGACUGAUGGACAUGGGAGUUGGAGCAUUUAUAUUUUCUAAUGCUAUAGUAUCACAAGAAGCAAGAAGUGUUCAUUCAACUGAAACAUUGAGCAGCUUUUUCGGGGUACUAUUUAGAUCUUUGAGGUCUUCUUUACCAUUACUAGUACUUGGUUUUUUGCGUCUGAUUUCUGUCAAAGGAACAGAUUAUCAAGAGCAUGCAAGUGAGUACGGGGUUCACUGGAACUUUUUCUUCACUUUAUUUGUUGUAAGGGUAAUGUCAACAGUGCUUGUUAGAUUCAUCCCUGGUCACAGCUGGUAUGGUGUAACAGGAAUUAUUUUAGCUGUCUUGUAUCAAUACCUCCUUAGCAUGGGUGGUUUGAGAGAGUUUAUAUUAAAUGGAACACAAGGAGAUGGAUCACGUCAAGGAUUACUGGAUGCAAAUAGAGAAGGCCUAUGUUCGUGUGUUGGUUAUUUAGCUCUCUACCUUAUUGCUGUUCAGUUUGGAAAAUUUCUCUUUCGUAAACGGAACACUGUAGGACAGUGGAUCAAAGCGUUUUUAAUCCUAGUCACCAUUGAUGUUACAUUUUAUGCAUUGGUUCAUAUAUCACAGCAGUUUGUCAGCCCUAUUUCAAGAAGAAUGGCAAACUUAUCUUUUGUCCUGUGGCAGGUGGGAUACAAUGUUCAACUUAUCUCAGAGUUCUUGCUUUGUGAUAUACUGAUAGCCACUGCAAAUCACCUGGGCUUGCUUGAAGGCGCAAUAACUGGAGGCUGUCAUGUUUGUUAUCCUGGAAAAGUCCCGGAUGAGAAUGGCAAAACGUCACGGACCAAGCAGAAGAUGCCAUGCACAUGUUUCAUAUCAGCUGUUAACCGAAAUCAGCUUUUGUUCUUUUUGCUUUCAAAUGUAUUAACGGGAAUGGUGAACUUUUCCAUAAAGACAAUAUUCUGUACUCCACUGAAGGGAUUUGUAAUAGUUGGUAUUUACCUGAUGGUGUUAAACUUUUUAAUUUCUGUCUUACAUCUACGAGGGAAAACUUUGAAACUUUAAUGAAAUUCAUACAGAUCACUGGGCAUGUCAGGCUAUUUUGUACCUUUUAUUUUAGCAAUAAAAUUGUCUUCACAUGAA
Molecule: messenger RNA, 1614 nt
Organism: Pocillopora verrucosa
Lineage: Eukaryota; Metazoa; Cnidaria; Anthozoa; Scleractinia; Pocilloporidae
Product: phosphatidylinositol-glycan biosynthesis class W protein
Biological process (GO): GPI anchor biosynthetic process; protein localization to plasma membrane
Cellular component (GO): endoplasmic reticulum; membrane
Molecular function (GO): glucosaminyl-phosphatidylinositol O-acyltransferase activity
Source: RefSeq, a predicted model, not a curated record